Molecule: messenger RNA, 2677 nt
Organism: Pristis pectinata (smalltooth sawfish)
Lineage: Eukaryota; Metazoa; Chordata; Chondrichthyes; Rhinopristiformes; Pristidae
Gene: nom1
Product: nucleolar protein with MIF4G domain 1
Exons: 11
Coding region: 186-2651 (821 amino acids)
Biological process (GO): ribosomal small subunit biogenesis
Cellular component (GO): nucleolus
Molecular function (GO): RNA binding; protein binding
Source: RefSeq, a predicted model, not a curated record
GUCCAACGACUUUUUUUUAAAUUGCUCAUGGCGGUUCUCGUGGGUUGCCGCGGCCGUGGAUUCACUUUUAAAUCACGUUGCGUGGAGUUUUAACCACGUGUAACUGCGAUUGUAAAGGCGUUGCAAAUAAAUAUUUACGUGCGCGGGUUUUGUUUUAUUUUGGCAAGGAGUGGUUUUGGUCGGCGAUGAAGGGGAAGAGACGGCGGCGCGGCCCCGGCACCUUGAAGCAGUUUCAAGAAGCGAUCGAGCGGUUCGUGGGAGAGGCGGAGGCGGCGGCCGAACCGGAGCAAGCAGGGGCUCGGCUCCAAGGUUCCGGCCUCGGGCCGAGCAGGCCGAAGAGUCGGAAGGAGAUGAGGAAGGAGCAGAGGGUGCUGAAGAAGCGCAGGAUGAGAGACUAUUAUCAUAGGAAGUACCUGAACCCGAGCCCCGAGGAAGCUCCGGAGAGCGGCGUGAAAACACCGGCUCCGAAAGAGAAAUCGGGCGAGGGAGAUGGUGAAGGACUCGGGUCUCGCCAGGAAAAGAAGAAGAAGAAGAAGGCGACAUCAGUCUCGGCCAAGUCCACCGGCCAUGGUAAAGGAAGAUCCCCAGCCAAAGUCAAGAGCAAGCAAGCCCGGAGACUGGGCUUGCUGGAGGCCAACCAGGAGGAGGAGAGGGAGAUCAAGAGGUUGGAAAAAGCCUUGGGACUGAACAAGAGGAAAAAUAAAACUACCAUCCCACAGGCCUUCGCCCGGGAUGGUUUGGAUUAUAUCUUAGGGAUUGUAGAGCCGGGAGCCGCUGCUUCCAUGUCAGGCUUGUAUGAAGAGAGUGACGAUGAGAUGGGCGCACUGCAAGAGGAGCUGAUGAAUGAGGAGGCCGACAGUGACCUGGGUCAGUCCGAUGAUGAACAGAUGUCAGAAGCGGGUUCGUGCCCGUCCGACACUGAUUGUAUGAAGGAAGAUGAUGAUCUGAUGGCAGUGACAGCAUCUCCCAACCAGGAUUUUGAUCAAUCCAGUGAUGACGCUGACGAAGGUACCCAGCCAAGUCAACCAACACUUGAAGACGAACGGGACCAAAGAUCAAACGAUGGCACUGUUUUGGGAAAAUAUAUUCCUCCACAAUUACGUGAAUUGUCUGAAACUGUGACAGCAAAAAAGAAAGAAGAACUUGCAAGACUGAGGAAGACUGUAAAAGGACUUCUGAAUAGAUUGAGUGAACCUAAUAUGGCCUCCAUUAGUGGCCAGCUUGAAGAAUUAUACAUGGCAAAUAGUCGUAAAGACAUGAAUGAGACCCUAACUGAUAUUCUCCUAACUGCAUGUGUCACACCAGCCUUGAUGCCUAACAGGCUGAUGAUGGAACAUGUUCUGCUGGUUAGCAUUCUUCAUCACAAUGUUGGAAUUGAGGUUGGAGCACAUGUUUUGGAGGCAGUGGUGAAGAGAUUUGAAGAACAUUCCAGAAAUGUUGUUGAAGGAAAGGAAUGUGAUAAUCUAAUCAAUUUGAUUGCGCACUUUUACAACUUCCAUGUGAUACACUCUGUGUUGGUGUUUGAUAUUCUAAGAAAACUUACAAAAAGCUUCAAACAGAAAGACAUUGAGCUCACCCUUUUUUUAUUGAAACAUGUGGGAUUUACUCUUCGGAAAGAUGAUGCUGUGACAUUGAGAGAAUUCAUCAUGGAGGCUCAAAAAAAAGUUAACAGUGAUGGUAAACAGUUUCAUGACCAGACCAGGAUUCGUUUUAUGCUGGAAAUCAUGUUGGCAUUGAAAAAUAAUGAUAUGAGAAAAAUUCCAGGCUAUGAUCCUGAACCAGUGGAAAGAUUUCGAAAACUGCAGAGGAGUCUGAUUCGUAACAGUCGUGGUGACUUCCAACUCCGUGUAACAUUAGAAAACCUACUUUCAGCAGACCAAGUUGGACGGUGGUGGAUUGUGGGAUCUUCAUGGAGUGGUGCCCCUAUGAUUGACCCCGUGGGUACUAAAACACAGCCAGACGUAGUUGUUGGUGAGCUAAGUGGAAAAAUUAUGGAGCUGGCACGCAAACAGAGGAUGAAUACAGAUAUACGGAAAAACAUCUUCUGUGUCAUGAUGACCAGUGAGGAUUACUUGGAUGCUUUUGAAAAACUUCUAAGGCUUGGGCUGAAAGAUCAACAGGAAAGGGAGAUUAUUCACGUCCUUGUUCACUGUUGCCUGCAAGAAAAGACUUUUAAUCCUUUUUAUGCUUUUUUGGUGGAAAAAUUCUGUGAAUAUGAGAGGAGAUUUCAGAUGACAUUCCAAUUCAGCAUGUGGGAUCACUUCCGAGAAUUGAAGAGCAUGAGUAAUGUGGCAACCACAAAUUUGGUUCAUCUUCUUAUUCACCUUCUCAGUAGGAAAGUGCUAUCCCUCGCCAUCUUUAAGGUGAUUGAGUUCAGUGAACUGGAUAAACCUCGAGUCAAGUUCCUGCGACAAGUUCUCCAUAAACUACUUAUGGAUACAGAACCAGAAGAAUUAGUAACAAUAUUUCAAAGGAUCGCUGGAAUUCCAAAUCUGGCAAUGUUACGGGAAGGUCUGAAACUCUUCAUUUCCCAUUUCUUAUUGAAGAAUGCCUCCAGCCUGGGCAGUUCAGAACAAGCUAGUUUGCUUAAAGAACGUGUGGACAUUGCUGAAAAGGCUUUACAAAGCAAAGAUGGCAGACUAAAAUUUUAAUAAUAAAAAAACCAUGAAAAAUUUUA